This is a messenger RNA of Hydatigera taeniaeformis, 231 nucleotides long. The record is from the annotation of a GenBank genome assembly. NCBI's taxonomy places the organism in Eukaryota, Metazoa, Platyhelminthes, Cestoda, Cyclophyllidea, Taeniidae.
AUGGCUGCCUGGCGGCUCCUUCUUCCUCCCCUCCCUUACCAGCCUGCACGCUUGCCUUCCGGCACUGCUGCUGCCGCUGCUGUUUAUACUGGCGCCACCGCUGCUGUUGCCUUAUGGGUGUGUGCAUGCAAGAGUCUCACUUGGUACGGUUGCCUCUGUGCCUUGCUGCUGUGCAACCGAUCCACCGUAUGGUGUAAAUGCGGCAGUAAAACGGCAGAAGAGCAACCGUAG